CACUCUUACUAUAUGUAAAAGUAAUUGAGUGUGUCCAUCCGACCGAUAAAAAUGCGACGCUGUUGAUUCAGUCAAGAAACAUAUGACAUGACUUUCAAGGAGGAACAUGAAUAAGAUUAUCAGUGCAUAGUGACGCUCAGUGGUCCUCAAGCGAGCUAUACACAUUACUUUCACGUUUCGUGUUACAGCUGAUCUCUUGGGAUUAAGUAGAACUUACAGUUUACAACAUGAAGACAAACAGGAAAAUCUCACCUAUUAGACGAUGGAUAAAGGAAAACCUGAUGAUCACGCUGACUACUGCAGGGAUCGUCCUCGGGUUCGCUUUAGGAUUUGGUAUCCGGGAGGCAAAACCAUCUCCCGAAGUUCUGACUUGGAUAGGUUUGCCCGGAGAACUGUUUAUAAGGAUGUUAAAAUUGAUGGUCAUACCUCUCAUUGUCAGCAGCGUAAUUACAGCUACAGCCUCUCUGGACGCUAAAUCUAAUGGCCGGAUUAGUCUCGUUUCCAUUAUCUUUAUCGUCUUCACGAAUAGCCUCUCUUGUGUCGUCGCCAUCGCCCUUGUUCUCAUCAUGAAACCAGGAGAUGGAGUGAACUCAGAAGUAACAGAGACGAUAUCUUCAGCUGGUAUAGAAACAUCGGAUAUAUUUGCAGAUUUGCUAAGAAAUAUAAUGCCUGACAAUAUUGUGGAUAUGGCGUUCCAACAAACACUGACACGAAACGACGUGACUAAUGAAACCUACUUAAGGAAUACAACUAACGGAACUGACGAGGAGACUUUCAGAAAAGUUAACAAGUCGAUAGGGAAAACAUCGGGCACCAAUAUACUCGGUAUUAUUAUGACAUGUUUGCUGCUAGGCAUAGCAAUAAACAAGGCAGAAGAGAAGGGAAAGCCAGUACUCGACUUCUUUAAUUCGCUGACAGGUGUCAUAAUGAUAAUCCUGAAGUGGCUUUUAUGGUUCACGCCCGUGGGUAUCCUAAGUUUGAUCGCAUUUACUACAGCUUCUGUAAAGGACCUUUGGGAAUUUUGGUGGGUCUGCUGGCUGCUGGGGUAUUACUGCAUCAGUUAAUUAUAAUGCCGACACUGUUUUUUGUGUAGACCCGACGAAACCCUUAUAGAUUUGCUGUACAGAUCAGUAAAGCUUGGAUGAUUGUCUUUGCAACAACAAGCUCUGCGAUGGCUAUUCCUGAGAUAUUGUCCGCGUGCGAAGAUCACCAGAACGUCGACAGAAGGGUCAGUCGAUUUGUUGCGCCAUUGUCCGUGGCACUUAGUUCAAACGGGAGCGCCAUGUUUAUUGCAGCCGCUUCCAUAUUUAUUGGCAAUGUUGUGGGAAUGGAUCUGAAUGCUGGUGACAUAAUUCUUAUAGGCAUUUUAGCCGCUAUUUGCAGCAUGGCGUUACCUAGCAUACCAAGUUCUAGUAUCGUAGCCAUAGUGAUGAUUCUGACAUCAAUGAACAUACCAGCCGGUUCUAUUUCUCUGCUGUUUGUUAUUGAGUGGUUGUUGGAUCGGAUCCGCUCGACCAGUAAUCUCGUAAGCCAUACACACUGUGUAGUUGUAACGUAUCACUUCUGUAAGAAGUCACUGGAACAGUCCGACAUGUUAGAUAUAGAAACUGGGGACGACAAGACCCAACAGUCGGUAUUCUAGAUAUAUUUGCUACGUAUUAACAUUAGCUUGAUUUAUUGUUUGUGUAAGAACAAAAUUUAUAAUGGAUAAUGGAAAUAUAUGAGUUAAUAAAGAAAUAAAACACAAGGGGAAACGAUGCAGCAAUAGAUAGAAAAAAGGAUGCUAGCACUCGGGACAGUCAGCAAUGUAUUCAUUCCAGAAGGAUUCUCAUUCAAGGAAACCGAGUCACUUAAGUACAACCGUCAUAUCCCUACUAGAUGACAUAAACUAUUUUUGUUUCAAAACAACUGUGAGGAAAUUAAAAUGAUUAAAGCGAUGGAAAAAAACAAAGAUCAUUAUGCACUAAAUUUUAUUUUUUCAAACUACGAUUAAAACGAAUGAUGUGUAUAAUUAAAACAAAAUAAAACAUGUUGUACAUCACAAAAUACGUUCUUUACGAAUAGUUUUUUCUUCAUUUUCACUACUUAUAAUAUGCAUGUGCUAUGGAAUUUAGUUUUUGUAUUUUGCCUUUAAACCAUCAAGAUUUAUCUAUUGGUCAUAAUUUCAUUACUGGCAUUUUAAUCAAAUAAAUGCUCAU
Messenger RNA from Mizuhopecten yessoensis (Yesso scallop), 2198 nucleotides. RefSeq names its product excitatory amino acid transporter-like. Gene Ontology annotation, biological process: L-glutamate transmembrane transport. Gene Ontology annotation, cellular component: plasma membrane. The coding region runs from base 228 to 1064 and encodes 278 amino acids. The record is from RefSeq and is a predicted model, not a curated record. The transcript has 10 exons. Lineage: Eukaryota; Metazoa; Mollusca; Bivalvia; Pectinida; Pectinidae. Gene Ontology annotation, molecular function: L-glutamate transmembrane transporter activity; glutamate:sodium symporter activity; neutral L-amino acid transmembrane transporter activity.